AUGGAUAUCAACACCCUUGUGAACCCUCUGACAGCCCUUCUGCUAGCUUCCUGGUUCUGUGCCCAAUGCGUUGCUCGUUUAGCUCAGGAUGACAUCAAACCCUACGUCGCCGCCAUGUGUACGGCUGGUGAGCUCGACCACCGUGGUCCAGAACUCAACCGUUUUCGUGAAGAUGAAUUUGUGCUCUCCCCGGAGCCCCAUUUCGAGUUCCGCACAAGGCCUAGCGACUCCAGUCCCGCUCAGAUUAUAAUAGAUGAUCGAGAUGAUGAAAUUUUCGACUUUGAAGGUCCAGGCGCCCUAACUCUAUUUGUUUUUCGAGAUGCAAAUCCAAUUGACAGCGAGUACUGGGUAAGCAAAGUAGAGAUCAAUGGAACUAGGCAAGAUCCCACGGCAGGAUACAUCUUCAGCCAAAACGCCUCAACAUGUCUAGUUGGAGGCAGUACUCAAACGAACUUGAGGCCCUAUCGAGACCGGGGCUAUCCAUCAAACUCACAAGUCACAAUAUUUCCCGUUGGACAAUGGCACUCCAGGUAUUGA
This is a messenger RNA of Ilyonectria robusta, 537 nucleotides long. RefSeq lists its product as uncharacterized. Lineage: Eukaryota; Fungi; Ascomycota; Sordariomycetes; Hypocreales; Nectriaceae. The transcript is spliced from 3 exons. The coding region runs from base 1 to 537 and encodes 178 amino acids. The record is from RefSeq and is a predicted model, not a curated record.